AUGGCUUUGUUAAGAGCGAAGAAGGAAAUUAAUAAACUGAAGAAGCAAAAAAACGCUUCUCCCAUCAACAUCGUAAAAACUCUUCCAACAGAAUUAUUGGUGGAGAUUGUUGGAAAGGUUGCAUCACAUUCAAUGGCUGAUCUCUGCCGAAUGAAAUUAAGUUGCAAGGAUUUUCUUAAUGCUUCAGAAGAAGGUUACGUUUAUCAACAUGCAUCCAUGGAAAACUUUGCUUUGAUUCCACUUCCAUGGUUCAGGGAUGAAAAAGAAACCUCGUUCUUGAGACGUUGUAGAGAAAAUGAUAAUUUGGAGAUUCUUUAUCGUGAAGGAAUGGUGCAAUAUUUUAGUACUACUUCAAUGGUGAAUUUGGGUUUUGAGAAUUUGAAAAAGGCUGCGUUAGAGGGUCAUCAUGAAGCUAAAUAUGUUUAUUCUAUGCUUUUGAUGGCUAAUUGUGAAGAAAAUGAAGAAGGAAGAAAACUUGGUUUUGAUCUCUUUGGUGAAUUGAAAAAUUCCACAUGCAAUAGUACGGUUGCAAGAUGUAGAAAGAGGGUGAAGUCUUUUAUUAAAAGCAUGUGGGUGAAAAAUCAUGUUGUGGUUCAAAAUCUGUCUUUGUGUUGUUCCGAGACAUGUGGUGGAACAGAGAAGUUGAAGAAACAUUCAACAUGGUGUGAUGAUGAAGUUGAUAAUGAUGAUAUCGGUGUUGCAUGCAAAUAUUGCGAGGGAAAUUAUGAAUUAGGUUUAUUUGCUAACAUAUUCAGCAUCUAA
This is a messenger RNA of Lathyrus sativus (Indian pea), 762 nucleotides long. Lineage: Eukaryota; Viridiplantae; Streptophyta; Magnoliopsida; Fabales; Fabaceae. The record is from the annotation of a GenBank genome assembly.